GGUGACACAUUUUCUCAUUUCUCACAAAUUUUCUUGAUCGUACCUCUCUAACCCCAAUCUUUCUCACAUCCCCAAAACCCCGUAAAUUUUGUUGGUUCUUUUUAUUUUUCACCAUUAAUUAUUUUUUCCCAUAAAAAAAAUUGUUAAUCUUUGUGUACAUUCUUGUUUGAACAGAUUAUUUUUGUUGGACAUAUAUAUAUAAAGUUGGUUAUGGGAAAAAGAAAAAGAAAAGCUGACCUCAACAAGACUCCUCCCCCUCCAGACCUGAUGCCACCCUCACCCGGAAUGGACACAUUAUCAAAACAGCAGAAGUUCUCUCAUCAAGUGGACAGAAGUGGAAUAAAGUCUUUUUUAACCAUUGCGGGGGAUGGUCCUGGGAAGGUAACACAAGGCCAACAGUCAUCUAUUGUUCACCGUCGGAAUAUUGACCUUCUAAAGUCUCUGAGGCAUCCACGUCACUAUGGACGCCAUUAUUCUCGACGGAGGUCUGCUAGUAAUGCUGAGGCAUCAACUUCCCAUGAUGAGAAGUUGUCCUUAAAGAUGGCAAGCAAAUGCUAUGCAGAUUCUGGACAUGACACAGAGAAUAGGCAAAAAACAGUUCACAAAACAGGAGGAGUUCCAUCCAGUUCGUUGGCGACGAGGGCGAUAUCAUCCGAUGCAGGGAAACUCUUUUGUGUAUUAUGCCAGAAGUUUCUGAAGAAGGAACCAUACAUCGUCCUUGAAAACAGUUUGCCUACAGGGGAGACCUCUGUGGUGGCAGUCUUAUCUUGUGGUCAUCUUUACCAUGCUGAUUGUUUGGAACAGAGAACGAACCAUGAAGAUAGACAUGAUCCGCCCUGUCCAAUUUGUCUUGACUUGGUUUCUAACGUUGAUGCUUCAGUAGAACAGGAUUGAGUAGGUCAGCUUGUUGUGCCUUGGUACUGUUAAUCUUUUUGAAGAUUAGAUGUAUUUAGAGGGAUUAAGAAUCAUCUAGGGAGAUACAAUCUUGUACGUGAUUCUGAAUGUUUUUCUUAUCUGCAAAUAUUGUAUAGGAAGAAGAAGCUGACAUGAUAAAUGGGGAUCAUGUAUGGGAGCUCUUUUAAAUGAUGUAUGAUAUUGUGGUUAGUUCAUGCUCUA
This is a messenger RNA of Lycium ferocissimum, 1116 nucleotides long. RefSeq lists its product as uncharacterized. NCBI's taxonomy places the organism in Eukaryota, Viridiplantae, Streptophyta, Magnoliopsida, Solanales, Solanaceae. The transcript is spliced from 4 exons. The record is from RefSeq and is a predicted model, not a curated record. Bases 211 to 894 code for a protein of 227 amino acids.